Molecule: messenger RNA, 357 nt
Organism: Anisakis simplex (herring worm)
Lineage: Eukaryota; Metazoa; Nematoda; Chromadorea; Rhabditida; Anisakidae
Source: the annotation of a GenBank genome assembly
AUGGCGUUAGGCAGCGCAAGUACAAAGGUACGGCGUGCUGCACUCUCAAGACUAGCCAAGGAUGUCGAUCUGAAGGCGUUAUCAAUAGCGCAACGUAUGGAACUGUUGAAGUUGAUGAUGCAAUCCAGAGAGCCCUCAAUUCAUUGUGAUGCACUGAAUGAGAUGUUGAACGAGUGGUUAACCGGUGCGACAGAUCGAGAGAGUAAUCUGUCAGAUGACGACGUGAUUGAUACAAGUGAAUAUUGUUUUGCUUCAACAAAAUUGUUGCGCUUUUUGGAACCGUUCAACGACGAAAAGGUGAGAGAACAUCCAGUUAUAAUUCAGUGUAUGAAGAUGGUAUUUUUGACGAACGUAUAA